Penicillium salamii is the source of this 981-nucleotide messenger RNA. The record is from the annotation of a GenBank genome assembly. NCBI's taxonomy places the organism in Eukaryota, Fungi, Ascomycota, Eurotiomycetes, Eurotiales, Aspergillaceae.
AUGUCCGGAAUCCCCAAUCUUCCAGAGAAGUUCGAUGACCUCCCCGACAAGCGCCGGUUCUGGCCUGGGGCAGCUGGAUCUGAGGAGGAAGGUCUAGGCAUGCUCCGUCUAUUGACGCCAGAAGUUGUUGCGCAAGCUGCGCAGACCCAAAUCCAAACUGGCGAGCGAGUAUGUCUGAACUGGGACAUGGAGAAUUUGAGCCCCGCCGGGUUCGGUCGAAAGCCGUUUGAACAUCGCGUGAAAUGGGUCGCUGAGGGCGUUGCCUUUGAUGAUGAAUAUCAUUUCAACCCACAGCAAUCCUCCCAAUGGGAUGGGUUACGGCACCACAACGCGCCAGCCCCAACACCAGAUAACAGCGACAGACGAGUAUUCUAUGGUGGGACCACGGCAGAGGAGAUUCAAGAUGAGAGCUGCUCUCGUAUUGGGAUUGGGUUCUGGGCGAAGAAAGGUAUUGCUGGGCGUGGAGUGUUGAUCGACUAUGUUUCAUAUGCCGCCAAGAAGGGAAUCAGUGUAAAUGCACUCAGCAGGCAAAUGAUCUCGCUGGACGAGGUACUCGAAAUCGCCCGCGAAUGCAACAUCGAGUUUCAAAGGGGCGAUAUCUUUUUCCUACGUGUCGGUCUGCCGGGGACGUGGGAAGGAAUGUCUCCGGAACAGCGGGUCACCUAUAGCCAGCAGGCAUUGCCGCAGCAUGCCGGCAUUGAACAAAGCGAGCGGGUGCUCCGCUUUGUGUGGGACAAUCAUUUCGCGGCCGUUGCAUCCGAUGCGGUUAGCUUUGAGGUCUACCCGGCUCUGAACCCCGAGUUUGAUUUGCAUCACUAUCUCCUUGCUGGGUGGGGGAUUCCAAUUGGUGAGAUGUUUGAUUUGGAUGAGUUGGCAGCGACCUGCAAGCGCCUUGGGCGUUGGAGUUUCUUUAUCUCGAGCAGUCCGUUGAAUUGCUCCCGGGGUGUUUCCAGUCCGCCUAAUUGCAUGGCGAUUUUCUAG